GGUGGGUGUUAUCGAGUAGAUAUAAAAGAGUCGUCAUUAAUGCAUGUACACAUCUCGUUAUUGUGACUCCGAGAUGAAGGGAAUAAUACUGCUGGUUUGUGCUGCGAUUAGUUAUGCGCGGGGUAGCGCCGUGGCAUGGCCUGGAGCGGUUCACUUAGGCGCAUCCGUUGUCAAAACCAUCAUCCCGCCGCAAGUAAAAGGAUUUGCCUAUUCAACCAGCCAAUAUAUUAAUUCUGCGCCUCCGUACCUUUCCUAUCAGCCACAAAUCAGUUACCAGUUACCCCAGUAUGGAGUCUAUCCCACAUUCCCAAGCGUGCCAGCCUAUCAACCAAUAUUGCCUCCGUCUUAUUACCCAGGCUCUAGUAUCUUGAUACCCUCGCCAUCUCCUAAUCCAGUACCUCCUCCUGCCGGAUUUCCUAGCGCGCCAUCCCCACCAUCUAUACCACAACAACCAGCACAAGGAUCACCAUUCCCACCUGCUCAAGACGCUGGAGAUGAAGAUACCGCAGUAAUUGACUCUGCAGAAUUCGGCCCCGGACGGCAACAAACCACGCAAUCAUCGCAGUCAUAUGACACAAGGAACAUGCCUGAAUACCCGCAAAUUCCUCAGUAUCAGAACAGUCCACAGGCUCCUCAAAUACCUCAAGCACCACAGGCCCCACAGGCCCCACAGGCGCCACAAGCUCCACAAGCCCCACAAGCCCCACAAGCCCCACAAGCCCCACAAAUUCCACAGAUUCCACAAAUUCCUCAAUAUCCCCAAUAUCCCCAAUAUCCCCAAUAUCCUGGGUCUUCUGGAGUCAGCCAAAUCCCGCAAUUCCCUCAAAUCAAUCAGCCGCAACCCCCACAGUUCCAACCUAACCUACCUUUCCCACAGAUUCCACAGAAUCCACAGUUCCAACCAAACCCUCCAUUCCAACAGAACCCACCUUUCCAACAAUCACCACAACAACAACAAAUAGCUGGACAACAAAGCGGUUUUCCAUCAGCGCCAAAUGGAAACCAAAACUUCAAUGACGAAGAUACGAUAUCUGUAGAAUCUGUCUAAUGCGUACAGACGAGUAAUCCAUAAGAGGCUUUGUGUUGUAAUUGCUAUUGUUUUGAGACAUUAAACUUAUUAAUGUUUCUAGGCGGUACAUAUAAUGCAAUUGACAUUUGCCGCGUAUUUGGCCUGAAUUUUAAGUAGUGUUUUAAAUAAAGAUUCUAGUGCAGAAGAUUAGGAUCUAUUACGUCUCGCUUAUAUGUUUAAGUAAUAUGUGAAUUUAAUUUGCAUUGCAGUUUUAUUCACUUAGGUUCGAACUUUUUAUACUUUUUAUGUAUUAAAGUCAAUAUGAUAAUGAAAGGCAA
Zerene cesonia (dogface butterfly) is the source of this 1347-nucleotide messenger RNA. RefSeq names its product protein app1-like. Lineage: Eukaryota; Metazoa; Arthropoda; Insecta; Lepidoptera; Pieridae. The transcript has 3 exons. The coding region runs from base 44 to 1048 and encodes 334 amino acids. The record is from RefSeq and is a predicted model, not a curated record.